Molecule: messenger RNA, 2004 nt
Organism: Penicillium taxi
Lineage: Eukaryota; Fungi; Ascomycota; Eurotiomycetes; Eurotiales; Aspergillaceae
Product: sodium:solute symporter family protein
Exons: 8
Coding region: 1-2004 (667 amino acids)
Biological process (GO): urea transmembrane transport; spermidine transport; putrescine transport
Cellular component (GO): plasma membrane
Molecular function (GO): putrescine transmembrane transporter activity; spermidine transmembrane transporter activity; urea transmembrane transporter activity
Source: RefSeq, a predicted model, not a curated record
AUGGCGACUGGCGAUAUUUUUCCUGUAUUCAGCCAGGGAGUUGGAUAUGGAAUUGUGUUGGGAAUAGGAAUCCUUUUCGCGGCACUUAUGAGCUUGGCUUCAUUUGCUCUCAAACGAUACUUCGCCGAAGUUCAAGACUCAGAGAUGUACUUGACAGCCAAGCGAUCUGUUCGAGCAGGACUUAUCGCGUCUUCUGUUGUAUCUUCAUGGACUCUCAGCGCUACGUUGCUCUCUUCCACUAAUUUUGGAUACCUAUAUGGAAUUUCGGCAACCUUCUGGUUUGGUGCUGGUUGCUCUAUUCCAAUUCUCACGUUCGCAGUACUGGCAAUCGAGCUCAAACGAAUGGCACCGAACGCCCACACGUUCCUUGAACUUGUCAAAUUCCGCUAUGGGGCACCAGGUCACAUCGUGCUUACCAUUUACUCCUUAAUUUAUCAAAUCUUCAUCGCUGUCAAUUUGCUUGUUGGCGGAGCUGAGGUGUUUCAUCUUACAACUGGAAUGAACCAAGUUGCCACCUGUUUCUUGUUUCCGUUAGGUGUUUGCAUUUAUACCUUCUUUGGUGGUAUUAAGGCAACUUUCUUGACUGAAUGGGUGCACACCGUGAUUCUUUACAUGAUCAUGUUGACAUCGAUGUUCGUGAUGUACACAACCUCCUCCCACGUGGGCUCACCAGGGAAGAUGUGGGAGCUUUUAAAUGAUGCAUCUAAAAUUCGUCCUGUUGAUGGAAACGAGGAUGGUCAGCUAUUGACAAUGAAGAGUGUACAAGGUGGACUUGUUGGGCUCAUCUUUCUUGGUGGCGGCUUCUCUGCCACAGUGGACUCUCAAUUUUUCCAAAAGGCAAUUGCUGCAGACCCGAAAUCGACCGUUGCCGGUUAUUUACUGGGAUCUCUUUGCUGGUUCACGAUUCCUUUCUGCAUCUCCACUACUUAUGGUCUCGGUGCAGCUGCCCUUGAACACACACCGGCUUGGCCGACAUAUCCUGAGCCGAUGUCUUCGGCAGUGAUCAAUCAAGCACUUUCGAUGCCAUAUGUGGCAUAUGCAAUCCUUGGAAAAGGUGGUGUUGCUGCAAUUUUGUUGAUGCUGUUUCAAGCUAUCACUAGUGCACUGAGCUCCGAGACUGUUGCUGUCACAAGUCUUGUGGCCUAUGAUUUUUACAGGGCAUAUAUCAACCCAUCAGCCACCGGCAAGAAGCUCAUAUUUGUGUCUCAUAUUGCCGUUGUGGUGUUUAGUUUACUGGUCGCAGCUGUCGCAGUAGGAUUAUGCUAUGCCGAUUUCUCUGUCAGCUUCAUUGUCACCGCAAUUGGAAUUAUCAUUGAUGGUGCGGUCAUCCCCAGCGCAUGCACCCUUUUCUGGAAAAAGCAGAGCAAAUAUGCAGUGACACUUGUGCCGAUUCUCAGCUCUAUUAUCAGCAUCGGUACCUGGCUUGGUGAAGCAUAUCGAAGAGAUGGAGUAGUCAGUGUCGCUACUCUUUCGGGAUUUUAUCCCACAGUUGCAGGCAAUAUGCUCGCACUAACAGCUCCAAUUGUUCUCACUCCGCUAAUUACAUACAUCCACCCAGAGAAUUUCGAUUUCUCUAGAUUUCAGGAGAUCCAGCAGGUAAAGGAAAACGAAGUUCUGUCUAAGCAACACACAGAGAAUGGUAUUAGCGUGGUAACGUCUAACACAAAUGAGGCACUAGUUAAUGUCGAACCAGAACAAAAGGAUCUUCUCCAGGCACGUGAUAUUGCACUUGGGGCUGCCCUCUUCAUAGCCAUCUCGAUGACAAUUUUGUGGCCAAUUCCUAUGUACGGAACUGGAUAUAUCUUCUCAAAGGGCUUCUUCACUGGCUGGAUUGUCUUCACUUUCAUAUGGGGAUUCUUUGGUGCAAUUGUCAUAACAAUUUUGCCGCUUUGGGAGAGCAGGCGUGGCAUUCUUGCUUUUUUACGUGCUGUUGUAAAUGACCUGAGUGGCCGUCGAGAAGCCACUGUCCAGGAAAUGCCAAUCGUUGUUCAGGAUAAGCAAUGA